Lynx canadensis (Canada lynx) is the source of this 1119-nucleotide messenger RNA. It is a transcript of the gene OPRD1, whose product is annotated as opioid receptor delta 1. Gene Ontology annotation, biological process: neuropeptide signaling pathway; G protein-coupled opioid receptor signaling pathway. Gene Ontology annotation, molecular function: neuropeptide binding; G protein-coupled enkephalin receptor activity. Gene Ontology annotation, cellular component: membrane; neuron projection. The record is from RefSeq and is a predicted model, not a curated record. NCBI's taxonomy places the organism in Eukaryota, Metazoa, Chordata, Mammalia, Carnivora, Felidae. The transcript is spliced from 3 exons. The coding region runs from base 1 to 1119 and encodes 372 amino acids.
AUGGAGCCGUCCCCCUCUGCGGACGCCGAGCUGCAGCCCCCGCUCCUAGCCAACUCUUCAGACGCCUUCCCCAGCGCCUUCCCCAGCGCCGGCGCCAAUGCGUCGGGGCCGCCGGGCGCCCGGAGCGCCUCGUCCCUCGCCCUGGCUAUCGCCAUCACCGCGCUCUACUCGGCCGUGUGUGCCGUGGGGCUUCUGGGCAACGUUCUUGUCAUGUUUGGCAUCGUCCGGUACACUAAGAUGAAGACAGCCACCAACAUCUAUAUCUUCAACCUGGCCCUGGCAGAUGCACUGGCCACCAGCACACUGCCCUUCCAGAGUGCCAAGUACCUGAUGGAGACAUGGCCCUUUGGAGAACUGCUCUGCAAGGUUGUGCUUUCCAUUGACUACUACAACAUGUUCACCAGCAUCUUCACACUCACCAUGAUGAGUGUCGACCGCUAUAUUGCUGUCUGCCACCCUGUCAAGGCCCUGGACUUCCGCACACCUGCCAAGGCCAAGCUGAUCAACAUCUGCAUCUGGGUCCUGGCCUCAGGUGUUGGUGUACCCAUCAUGGUCAUGGCCGUGACCCGCCCCCGGGACGGGGCAGUGGUAUGCACGCUCCAGUUCCCCAGCCCCAGCUGGUACUGGGAUACGGUGACCAAGAUCUGCGUGUUCCUCUUCGCCUUCGUCGUGCCCAUCCUCAUCAUCACCGUGUGCUACGGCCUGAUGCUGCUGCGCCUGCGCAGCGUGCGCCUACUCUCGGGCUCCAAGGAGAAGGACCGAAGCUUGCGGCGCAUCACGCGCAUGGUGCUCGUGGUGGUGGGCGCCUUCGUGGUGUGCUGGGCGCCCAUCCACAUCUUCGUCAUCGUCUGGACGCUGGUGGACAUCGACCGCCGCGACCCGCUCGUGGUGGCCGCGCUGCACCUGUGCAUCGCUCUCGGCUACGCCAACAGCAGCCUCAACCCCGUGCUCUACGCCUUCCUCGACGAGAACUUCAAGCGCUGCUUCCGCCAGCUCUGCCGCAUGCCCUGCGGCCGCCCGGAGCGGAGCAGCUUUAGCCGCGCCCGCGAAACCACGGCCCGCGAACGGGUCACCGCCUGCACCCCGUCCGACGGUCCCGGCGGGGGGGCGGCCGCGUGA